This is a messenger RNA of Ostrinia furnacalis (Asian corn borer), 1903 nucleotides long. RefSeq names its product actin-related protein 2. The record is from RefSeq and is a predicted model, not a curated record. NCBI's taxonomy places the organism in Eukaryota, Metazoa, Arthropoda, Insecta, Lepidoptera, Crambidae. Bases 102 to 1286 code for a protein of 394 amino acids. The transcript is spliced from 11 exons.
AAAAAACUUGCGGGGAUAGUGGUUUUAUCGCAGGUGGAAAUAUUGUAAAUAUUUCGAAAAGAAACCAAUAUUUUGUCUAAUAAUCAAUCCAAAAUACAACAAUGGAUGACCAAGGAAGGAAAGUCAUUGUUUGCGACAACGGAACAGGUUUCGUAAAAUGUGGAUACGCUGGCAGCAACUUCCCCGCGUUCAUAUUCCCGUCGAUGGUAGGCAGGCCUAUCAUCAGAGCGGAGAACAAAAUCGGAGAUAUUGAUGUUAAGGACUUAAUGGUAGGAGAUGAAGCCUCCCAGCUCAGAUCCAUGCUGGAAGUCAGCUACCCCAUGGAGAAUGGGGUGGUACGCAACUGGGAGGACAUGUGCCACGUGUGGGACUACACCUUCGGGCCGAGCAAGAUGAACGUGGACCCGCACGAGACCAAGAUCCUGCUCACCGAACCGCCCAUGAACCCCACCAAAAACAGGGAGAAAAUGAUUGAGGUGAUGUUCGAGAAAUACGGUUUCGACAGCGCGUACAUAGCCAUACAGGCGGUGCUCACCCUGUACGCCCAAGGACUUAUAUCUGGCGUGGUGGUGGAUUCAGGCGACGGCGUGACGCACAUUUGUCCUGUGUACGAGGAGUUCGCUCUCCCGCAUCUAACCAGGAGGUUAGACAUCGCGGGCCGGGACAUCACUAGAUACCUCAUCAAGCUGCUUUUGCUUCGUGGUUACGCCUUCAACCACUCAGCGGACUUCGAGACAGUCCGCAUGAUGAAGGAGAAGUUAUGCUACAUCGGCUACAACAUCGAACAGGAGCAGAAGCUAGCGUGGGAGACCACGGUGCUGGUCGAACCUUAUGUGCUGCCGGACGGGCGGGUGAUCAAAGUGGGCGGCGAGCGGUUCGAGGCUCCCGAGGCCUUGUUCCAGCCGCACCUCAUCAAUGUAGAGGGACAGGGCAUCGCUGAGCUCGUCUUCAACACCAUACAGGCGGCCGACAUAGACAUGCGCAACGAGUUAUACAAGCAUAUAGUCCUAUCCGGGGGCUCCACCAUGUAUCCCGGGCUCCCGUCGCGGCUCGAGCGAGAGAUCAAACAGCUGUACCUCGAGCGAGUCCUGCGCAACGACUGCGACAAGCUCGCCAAAUUCAAGAUCCGCAUCGAGGACCCGCCUCGGCGCAAGGACAUGGUGUUCAUCGGAGGCGCAGUCCUGGCCGAGGUCUGCAAGAACCGGGACAACUUUUGGCUGUCGCGGAACGAGUACCAGGAACAGGGUCUUGCCUGCCUAAGGAAGCUCGGGCCCAGAGCGAGUUAAUGACAAAUACUUGUAAAUAUAACCAAAUCAUUUAUUAAUCAUUUCCAUUUUUAUGUAACGAUGAGAACUGUAUUACUUUAAGUUAAAUUCUUAGACAUAAUUUGAAUUAUAGCGUAUAACUGCCAAAAUAAAAUGUUCGUCAUACUGUGUCACAAUAUAAAUAUAUUAGCAAAAGGACACUUAGUUAAAUGUAGAGAAAUGUAUGAAGAACACUAAAAACACGUCACAUUAUAAUAAAAGACAAGUCAUCAGUUAGCUUUUCACUAAUAAACCAAUAAUAAUAGCUUUUUACUAUGAAAUUCACUUACACUAAAAGUAAACUUAAAUAAUACUAUAGAUUGACUGCGUUUUUGGCGACACUGAAAAUAUAAAUCAGGAUUUUGAAGACUUAAUUUAAUUACUACAAAACCAUUAUUUUAGUCCUUCAACCCGUUUCAAUUUAUUGCGAAAUAAGAUUUCAAUUGCUUUAAAAUCUAUGAAAUUAUAACUUAACUCAGUCAGUCAUCGACAUAUUUUGACGUGAUAGAACAUUGGUUCCUAAAGUGGGGGGCGCGCCGCCCAGGGGAGGCGCAAAGACCUUUUAAGGGGGGCGCGGGCCGUCUGUGUACUUAAGUAUG